AUGGCACCGUCCAAUUCUACUCCUGGCGACGACGCAGUCAGGAGAUCUGGAAGUCAAUCGUCGCGUCCAAAUUCCAUCGCGUCUGGCAACACUCAGACAACCAAUGUUUUCAGUGACGAAUAUGCCCUCGAACACUCGGACUCUGGUGGCAUCACUCCGGUUGAUUCCAUCCAGGACUCUGUAGACCUCACGAUUGGCCCUCGCGACGCCUCAGACGAUCCCCAAGCAUCCACCGUUCCUAUCUCCGCCCUUCCUCCCCAUAUGUCUGCACAGCGGCUCCCUUCAACGUCGAAACGACCGUUACCGGCCGAUGGUUCUCAGCGCGAUGCCACCUCCGACACUGACACACGGAGCUCACUCAGCAUAUCAUCACGAGUCAACCGACCUCAAAGCCCUUACAAUGGUCCUACUGCUCCCAGUCAACCAUAUGCACUGUACCCUCAAGUCACAAGAGCUUCCAGCAUUGCCAGUGAAUCCACAGUCCGGCCAGUGGAACGACCAUUCGUGCCGCAAGGUGGCCCAGAACACCCAUACGGCAUGUACCAGAACGCCGUUCCAGAAGAAGACGAUGACGAGAACUCCAUUGUCGUACCGCCGCUAGGGUUUGCAAACGUUACACCAAGUUUCCAGUCAGGCUCGUCGUCAUCAGGUAACGACACUGGUGACAUCGUAGGCUCAGAUGGUCACGUCGAGCAACUGCCACCAUAUACAAGAUAUGCUGACAACGUCGUCGCUAAGGGUGACAUGGCCAACAUCAACCAAAAUAACACCGCCAACGAAGUCCCAUCAUCAGCGACGACAGAUGCCUCGACCUUGUCGCCAAAUCAGACUACUUCCGAAUUAGAGUUGAAUCCACCAGCCGAGGAACAAGAUCAAGGCGAGGUAGCUAGGAAAGAGGGUUUAUACGAACGCAGCAAAAAGCGAAAAUGUUGUGGCAUCCCCCUCGUCAUCUUGAUCUUGUUGGUCGUCGUCAUCAUCGUUUCCGCUGCGGUCGGGGGUGUCGUUGGUGGUGUGGUCGGCAACAGGAAAGGUGUUGAUCACGCUAAAGCGGGUUCGUCAGCCACGACCACUGUCUGGCUCGAUGCUGACCCUGUAACAACGGGUCCUUCGACACCACCCUGCCCCACGGGACACUACACCAUUCCUCUUAGUAACAUCGGUCAGGUCGAGAAGUGCGUCACGAAUCAAGCGCUUAGCAAUGUGUGGGAUUGUAUGAACACUGGCGUUGCAUCCCUUGGCAUCACUGUUCUGGAAGAGGACCCAGCCGUCAACCAGGGCAGCGAUCUCAGCAUCCAGUUCGAUGAUUACUCACUCAUUCCCCAACGGUUUCGUUAUGGCCCGCAGCCGCCCGAUUUUAAUGGCACAAAGUUUGCAAUGCAGCCUGUCGAAGACAUUGACAAUCGUGCCUACGGUGUGGCGAUGUUCUUCAGCCAUCUGUUUGACAAGAUUAUUAUAUUACCCGAAAGUUACCUCGACCCCAACAAUUUCGACAAGCGAUCCGAAGGCAAGCAUAAACUUCAACAGCGCAGUCCUACGUAUACCGAUGAAUAUCUUGAAAAAGGCGACAAGCCUUGGUACUGCUUCUGGAACCAGACGGUCGAAGAAUUCUGGAUUUUCCUUGAGCAGGACGUGGAAUCAAGUACUGUCAGUGCCGCCGCCGUCAUGAGCGGAUACCCCAAGACGGCUUCACCUUCGACACCCUCAACGAUGACCACGCCCACAAAGUCAGGAUCGCCGCUAGAAGCAUAUACCACACCUGCCCCUUCACCAACAUCAUCGGAAUGGUUCGGCCCCAAAGCACGCCGCAAGAGAGCCCAAAGCUCAAGUCCUUUCCCUGCCCAAGGAACCCAUCCAAGUUUCCCCAGGAUGAUCAAGAUGGUUGAGAAGCGAAAGCCUCACGAUAAUAUCGAACCAUAUUGUCAACAGAUGGAAGUGCAACAAGACUGGUCAGUAACACCAUAUGUUGGGGCUGACACGAUCGAGAUCGAUGAAGCAGAAUUUGAAGACUACAGCCCGCCCAGCGCAAAGCGAUCGACGCCAGGUAGCAGAGGUCUCUCGCUCAAAAAGCGUGACGAAAACGCCAUUAUUGGCGAUUUGGAGAGUCUCUGUAUCUGUGAAUGGCGAGCAGGAGGAUGA
Molecule: messenger RNA, 2136 nt
Organism: Cyphellophora europaea CBS 101466
Lineage: Eukaryota; Fungi; Ascomycota; Eurotiomycetes; Chaetothyriales; Cyphellophoraceae
Exons: 2
Coding region: 1-2136 (711 amino acids)
Source: RefSeq, a predicted model, not a curated record